UAUAUAAUUAAGAUGGAUAAUGAAAUAUAUGAAGCAAUAUUUAGAGAUAAAGUAGAAUAUAGGAAGUAAAAUGGAAAAAAAUUUAUAAAUGAAUAUGAAUUGCUUGAAGAUUUAGGAGAAGGAUCAUUUGGAAAAGUAAAAAGAGUAACUCGAUAUUAUAAAGAGACAGAAGAUGCUGUAGAAUUAAGUAAAUAUGAUUAUGCAAUGAAAAUAUUUCAUAAAACAGUCUUAGCCCAUUAGAGAACUUGUUUUUAUGAAAGUAAUUCAAAUGAUCCAAAAAUGACGAAUUUAUUAGAAUUUGCAGAUAAUGAGAUUAACAUUCAUAAAUAUCUGAAUCAUCCAAAUAUUUGCAAAUUAUAUGAAAUAAUAGAUGAUGAUAAUGAUUAAUAAUAGAAAAUAUAUUUAAUAAUGUAAUUAGGUGAUUUAGGAUGCAUAAUGAAAUUUUGUGAGAUGACAUUCAAAUAUAUAAGAAAUUAGGCUAUUUUAGAUUAUUUGAAGAUGAAUUAUAUGCAAGCAGCAAAAUUAUUAUUUAAAUAGAUAGCUUAAGCAAUAAUGUACCUUCAUGAACACAAUAUAGUAAAUCGAGAUAUAAAAAUAGAUAAUAUAAUUUUCUCUACUUUAUAUCCUAUAAAUGAAUGUUGUAAAUUGAUUGAUUUUUCAACAUCACGUAUAGCUGAAAAAGAUAGUAUAUUUUUUGAUUGUGCUGGAACUCCAGGAUUUAGAGCACCUGAAGUAUAAUUUUGUUUAAAUGAUGGUUAUUCACCAUUUAAACUUGAUAUUUGGUCAUUUGGAAUAUGUUUAUAUAUUUAUACACAUGAAAAAGUAUUUAUUUUAAUUAUUAUUAGUUACCUUUUUGGGGAGAAGGAGAUCUAGAAACAGAUUUAUUAGCUAGAGAUUAACCAUUAUAAUUUGAAGUUUAGGAUGAUUUAUUAGUAAACCUAAUAAAUAGUUGUUGUGCUAAAAAGGCAUCAGAUAGACCAACAAUAUAAUAAAUAUUAGAACACGAAUGGUUUAAAUGAAAAAUUUAUUU
Messenger RNA from Paramecium sonneborni, 1030 nucleotides. The record is from the annotation of a GenBank genome assembly. Lineage: Eukaryota; Ciliophora; Oligohymenophorea; Peniculida; Parameciidae.